Messenger RNA from Lycium barbarum (goji berry), 1445 nucleotides. Its product is annotated as probable membrane-associated kinase regulator 1. The transcript has a single exon. Gene Ontology annotation, molecular function: kinase inhibitor activity. Gene Ontology annotation, cellular component: plasma membrane. The coding region runs from base 105 to 1148 and encodes 347 amino acids. NCBI's taxonomy places the organism in Eukaryota, Viridiplantae, Streptophyta, Magnoliopsida, Solanales, Solanaceae. The record is from RefSeq and is a predicted model, not a curated record.
UAAGAAGCCAUUUUUUCCCACUACUCUCCUGCCCCCCUCUCUCUCUCUUUAGUUUCUCCACAAAACCUCCAUAGUUGGCGAUCCAUAAUGUAGCUCACAUCAAGAUGGGAAGAAGAACACACACAAACCCUAAAUCUUACACUCUCCCUUCUUCCCCUACCCGCUCUCUUUCUUCUUCUUCCUCUUCCGAUUUCGAAUUCACCAUUGCCCUUUCUCCACGUAGUCGGAAAUCUAAUACUAACAUAUGCCCGGCUGACGAACUUUUCUACAAAGGCCAGCUCCUUCCACUCCACCAAUCCCCACGUUUGUCUAUGGUUCGCACUCUCCUUCUGGCCUCUUCCUCGACCUCUUCCAGCUCUGAUACCACGACCACUGCUUCUCGUGAUUCCACAGGAAGCCGUGGUAGCUCCAAUGACUCGCAGUAUUCGUACUCGAGUGGUGACCUCGUCCUCCUCCCCGAAGGAUGUGACUCUUCUCGACCUAGUUCUGUUGCGGAGGAGGACGAGUUCAAGCGUCUUAGCAACUCGAUAAAUAACAUUAUCCCUUGUGGCACUACAGGGGCUUCCUCUAUCAAGAAAGGUACUAAUAAGUACUUGAACUUUUCGCUCCCGAGAUUCUCUUCCGUGUUCCGCAAGGAAUCUAAUAAGAACAACCGGAAUAUUAAUGAUUCUGAUGGGAUCUCAGGAACUCUGCCUGCUCAGACUUCCUCAGUGAGGCGGAUGAGUACGUCUGCUCGAGAAGUCAUACGUAAGUACUUGAAAAAGGUCAAGCCUUUGUACGAGAAAUUAUCCCAAAAGCCUUCAGAGAAAAUUAUGGUAUCGUCAAGUACUGUGACAUUAUGCAAAAAUAGAGAGAAUAUUGGUAUCAAAGAAAACACUCAAAAUACAACAAUUUCACAUUCUUUUUCGGGGAAUUUGAGGUAUCCUAGGAGGAGAAGCUACGUGUCAAGCUGUCCAUCGUCGAUGAGAUCAUCACCAAGUCAUUCUGGUAUCCUUAGUAGGAGUGGGUUCAACACGCCAACCAAUAAGACGACGACAGGUGGAAUUGGUUCAUCAGAUGCAUCAACGAUGGAGGAGCUACAAAAUGCAAUUCAAGGUGCUAUUGCACAUUGCAAAAAUUCCAUGCUUCAGAGUCACAGCGCUACUUAAUAAGAACUUGGGUCAGUAAUGAAAUUUAAUUAACAAGUUUUAGUGUUUUUUUCCCAAGGUAAAUAAGGAAAAAAAGAUCAAGAGUUUUUGUGUUUGCUAGUUAAUUAGUCAUUGGAUCUAAAGGGUUUUAUUUUAUUUAGUGGGUUAUUUGACUGAUGAAGACGAGGAAUUUAACCUUUUUGUUGUUUUUUUGUCCUUCUGUUUCAUUAUAGUUUUAACCUAGCCGUUGUGUCUUGAUCUAAGUUUUAAUGAGUUGCAUGUGAUGUUAUUAAUGGAUCACUCAUUUGGAUUUUUCUA